Messenger RNA from Rhincodon typus (whale shark), 2369 nucleotides. RefSeq names its product collagen alpha-1(XVIII) chain-like. NCBI's taxonomy places the organism in Eukaryota, Metazoa, Chordata, Chondrichthyes, Orectolobiformes, Rhincodontidae. Bases 182 to 2362 code for a protein of 726 amino acids. The transcript is spliced from 21 exons. The record is from RefSeq and is a predicted model, not a curated record.
CAAAAUGUUCAAGAGGCGAAUUUGAGUUUGUUGCUGACUUCAGAGCAGAUUCCCUGGUAUGAGGAGCAUGUUGUGAAGAGCAGGUUGACACUGAGUCGUCUGAGUGAUCCCAAACAAGUCUCUUUCAAAAGCGGUCACAUUUCAGUUUUAAACUCACUCUAGAAGGAGCCUUGACCCUGCUAUGCCUCCUUCCUUCUUUGGUCCCCUGGGUUUCUUGCUGCUCUGUGCUCUCUACCAUCCAGUAGGAUCAUGGUGGUGGUUUGAGGGUGAUGUUUCGCCAACCACUCAGACAAUACAGCAGCCUGAAGUGACAACACCCUCCUGGCCUAUAAGAGAAGAUGACGUGCAGUUAAUUCAAACUUCCGAAAAGACAUCUAACGAAAACAAUGCUCAAGGUAUUGAACUACAGGAGGACAUCAAUCUGUUCAGUCUGGUUCCUGAAGACUCUCCAGGUGUAUCCAAGACAGAAGGGCUGGGUGGGAGAACUGGGUUGAAUUUCCACAAAGAUUUCACCCCCACACCACGCUUAAUUCAAACUGUCUUUCCAGAGCCAUUUUACAAGGAUUUUGCCAUCCUAGUCACACUGAAGCAAACCAAUUUGAAGGGUGGGGUGAUCUUUGCAGUCGUGGAUUCUUCUGGGAAGGUCAUUAGCCUCGGAGUUAAGUUAUCCCCAGUGGAAGAUGGCAUGCAACAUAUCGAACUUUAUUACACCCCUCCAUAUUCUGAUGCUUCCAGAAAAGCAACUUCCUUCAAAGUGCCGGCCAGGAUCAAAAGGUGGACACAUUUUGGGCUCCGUGUUGAAGGAAAUUCGGUGACCCUGAACCAGCAAUGUCAGAGGCCCCAACGACUUAAAUUCAAAAGGUCAUGGGAACCUCUAGAGUUUGAACCAGAUUCUAAAAUACUCGUUGCAAACGCUGAAGAAGCAGACGGGGACAAAUACAUUGGUGCCAUUCAACAAUUGACCAUCACACCAAACCCUGAGGAUGCAGAGAAGCUGGAGUACAUGAUGUGUGAUGAUAACUUGGUGAUUGAAGGUGAUGAUGAAGAUGACCCAGAGGUUUCUGGUACGAUGGAGACUGUGGAUCCAAACAUUCAGAUCACCACAUUACAACCGAAACUUCCUGACCAACCAGAAGCAACUCCAGACCAGAAAUCCAUGUUAGGCUCUGGGGAGGAGACUAUUACAAGUGCUCCUGUCAAACUGGAUAUUUUAGAUGUGAAAGAAGGCAUUGACAUCAAGCCUGAGAUUGAAGAGUCCUGGCCAUUGUCAAAAGGAGACAAGGAUAAAGUUGAUCCUUGUGUCUGUCCUGUGUCCCCUGGACCUCCAGGGCCAAAGGGGGAGCAGGGGAUCCCAGGCCAACCCGGGCUAUCUGGAAAAGAUGGAGCACCAGGUCCCAUAGGUCCAGCUGGCCCUGAGGGACCCCCUGGACCAGCAGGAUUACUCGGACGACCUGGAUUACCUGGGUCACCUGGAUUACCUGGACCACCAGGAUCGAGUAAAGAAACCAGCUGGUUUGGAAAUGCGAGAGAAGCUCCUGGAAGCCCUGGCAUUCCUGGGGAAUCUGGGAUAGAUGGACUCCCGGGGCCAAGGGGCUUACCGGGUGAGACAGGUUUACCAGGAAUUCCAGGACCACGUGGACCAGCAGGGCCUCCGGGGCAAAAAGGAGACAAAGGGGAUAAAGGGCCUAAGGGUGAAGAAGGGCAGCGAGGACUGCCAGGGAUUAGCCAUCCUGGAACUAAGGGUGAAAAAGGUGACAUUGGACCUCCAGGUCCAGUACCACUCUGUCAAGAUGGUUCACAGUUUCCUUGUCAAGAAUACACCGUUAGUGGUGAAAAGGGUGAAAAGGGGAAUCCAGGUCUUCAAGGUGAACAGGGUUUCCCUGGACCGGCUGGUCCUCCAGGACUUCCAGGCUCUAUUGGACUACCAGGGCCCAUGGGUGUCUGUGAUCAGGAAUGUGUCUGCAUGCCAGGACCCCAGGGUCCCCCAGGACCCCCUGGACCAGCCAGCUCCCAAUUGUUUGACAUUUCUUCCAGUCAGAUGCUGGAGAAACUGAGGGGAGAAAUUGGCCCACCUGGAAGACCGGGGCAUCCAGGACUGAAAGGAGAGAAGGGAGAGCCGGGUGUUUCAGGAGAACAUGGAGCAGCUCCUUGUGGACUCCCAGGUACGCCAGGUGUUCCUGGUAUUCCAGGACCUCCAGGACCUCCAGGACCUCCAGGAAUUCCAGGAUCUUUUUAUUACAAUAGAAUUUUCCCUGUUCCUCCAAGACCUCACUGCAAAAUACCUGUGAAUCAAGACGUCAGGACCCCAGGUAUUCUCACUUGUUGUAGAAACAUGUUUGCGCUGAAAUUGGAAAAUUUGUGACAUAGCC